UAAUUUAUAUAUAAAUGUCAAGUUAACUGUUGUCAAAAUAAUUACCAAAAAAAACCAUGGGUUUUAUUUUAUUAAGUGACCAAUGGAUACAAUUUUUCAAACAAAUCAAGUGGUCAGUGGCCGCAGCGUUAAUACUGUUACACGUAUCGGCUGUCCGCGGACUAUGCAUACUAGUGACCGAUGCCAAGUGGCAGACAGUUAUCGCAUGUUAUCUAUUAAGUGUCUUAGCCGGGAUUGGAGUACUUGCAGGUGCGCACCGAUACUACAGUCACCGUAGUUUCAAAGCCAAUUGGAAGCUGCGACUGAUACUGAUUGUCCUGCAAACGCUUAGUGGCCAGAAAUCGGCCAUCGAUUGGACACUGGAUCACCAGACACACCACAAGUACGAGGGAACCAAUGCCGACGCUGUUAGUCUUGGCCGCGGCUUUUUCUUUGCCCACAUCGGUUGGGUUGUUAUGGAAAGACAUCCCGACUGUGAGGCCAAACGCAAGCAAAUCAAUGUCGACUAUCUGAUGAACGACCCGCUGGUCAGACUACAGCACCAGUACUAUCUAUUCCUAUAUUUAGUCAUCAAUUGUUUUAUACCGACACUCAUACCCUACAUCUUAUUUGGCGAAACAUUAGUCAACAGUUUCUAUACAUGUUUUGCCUUAAGAUAUGCCUAUACAAUGCAAUUGGCAUUAAGUGGCAAUUCAUUUGCACAUAUGUAUGGUUACCGGGAGUACGACAAGUCAUCGACAUCGACACAUAAUAAGCCACUCAAUUAUCUCACCCUUGGAGGUGCUUAUCAUAACUAUCAUCACGCCUUUCCAUACGACUACUCUGCCAGCGAGUUUGGUGUCAAAAGUUUCAACAUUUAUUCGGCAUUUAUUGAAUUUUUUCACCGAAUCGGUUGGGCCUACGACCUGAAACGGGCACCGCAGCGUAUGGUCGACAAUCGCCGAAAUAGGACCGGCGGUGAAGUGGACACCGGAGCCGUUUUCAAGCGUCGGCCGAUUGUCGACUGGAUUAUCGGUUGGUUUAUCAGUUUCAACAUUGUCUGGACGGUCAUCAUCUAUAGGCUAUUGACUACUCUAUUAUUUUGAUCUCAUUAUUUUGUUGUAUAUA
Molecule: messenger RNA, 1107 nt
Organism: Oppia nitens
Lineage: Eukaryota; Metazoa; Arthropoda; Arachnida; Sarcoptiformes; Oppiidae
Product: acyl-CoA Delta-9 desaturase-like
Exons: 5
Coding region: 57-1085 (342 amino acids)
Biological process (GO): unsaturated fatty acid biosynthetic process
Cellular component (GO): endoplasmic reticulum membrane
Molecular function (GO): stearoyl-CoA 9-desaturase activity; iron ion binding
Source: RefSeq, a predicted model, not a curated record